AGAGGAGAAACACCCCAGCUCAUGACAUACCAAGUCAUUCUCAUCCCUUAGAUCACACUUAAUGCUGGACAAGUGUUAGAAUCAAUCAGCUGGGUAUAUAACGUGUGUGAGUGGAGCAUUACAGAUGCCAAAGCAGCCUUUUCCUCAGACCUCCUGCUCACUUUCCUUUGGGAAUAAAAACACAGCUACCCAUUGUGUUUUGGUUAUCAAUCUAGACUUGUUUGUAAGGGUGGAGCUAUAUAGGCUUCUCCACUUUCAACAUCUUUUCACUUCAUUCUGCGCUUACUUUCAAGGAUAUGGGGGAGCAAAAUAAAAUAUUAUCCCGUCCCAUUUUCCGCCGAGAUGUCAGCUGGGACCCUUUCCCAAACUGGACGCAGCCGAGCCGAAUCUUUGCGCAGGAUUUUGGCCUCCCUCCCUUCCUGGACCCCAGUGAUCUGGACUGGAUAGACUGGUCGAAAAAGAGACUGGCGUCUUUCUCUUGGCCUGGCUACGCUCAAACUCCCCUGCUGCCUCCUUUCAGUAGUCAGCACCCUGCAGCGUUAAACCAAAAGGGUCUGAGACAACUGACAAGUGGAGUGUCAGAGAUCCGAACAGGGCAGGACAGCUGGAAGAUCAACUUGGAUGUCAAUCACUUUUCGCCUGAGGAAAUUACAAUCACAACCAAGGAGGGUUAUUUGCAAAUAUCAGGAAAUCAUGAAGAAAGGCAGGAUGUGCAUGGAUCAGUUUCUAGGUGCUUCACCCGCAAAUACAAGCUACCACAGGGGGUGGACUUGCAGCAAAUCAGUUCUUCACUGUCUGGCGAUGGAGUUCUGUCCAUAGAGGCCCCCGCCCCCGGGACGUCUAUCAACAACCCAGUCAAUGAGAUCGUCAUACCUGUUCAGAUUAGACAGACGCAGGACGGUGAAAAGUGAAAAGAAUUUGAAACUACAAUCAGCAAGUUCUGUGUAGCAACCUUUGUAGCAUGGGCAUGACAAAGACAGAACUAUACUGUUAUUUACUGUAACAACAAGCUUGUUUUCCUGCUAUAAGAUACUGAUACUAUUGUGCAUUGUCAUCCUUUCAAGACCACGUGACAAUUACUUUUGGUUUCAAAAUCAAAUGCAGAGUCAUCAAUAUAACAAAAACCGACUCAGAGAAGAAGGAAUUAUUUUUGCUGGUCAAAGCUUAAAAAAGGAUUAGCAUGACCUUGCAUUUCUAACAACACUUCAUCACAGCUGUAGCUGUGACCUUACAUGACCUGAGGGACUGAGGAGAUUAUGGCUGACAAUACUGGCCAAGAAUGGACAGUUAAAAUUGACUAUUUAUAUCCAAACAGCUUAUUUACUUAAUGACAAAAUGUCAUGUUUCUCAAAUGAUGCUUCCGUGUAACAUGGCAAUAUAAUCAAUUAAUUUAGUUGAAUUUUGUUGAGCUUGUAGGGAGUACACUGUAAAGGCUGUAGCAUGGAUUAAUUUUAUGGUUUUGUCUGGACAUUGGUGUAUUAAAUAAUCAGCCUGGUGAAGCUGCACUGAAAUAUAAUUUUCCACAAAUGUAUUAAACAAAUUCUGCCAUAUAAAUAAAACAGAUUUAAAUGUU
Messenger RNA from Centropristis striata (black sea bass), 1573 nucleotides. RefSeq names its product heat shock protein beta-1-like. Lineage: Eukaryota; Metazoa; Chordata; Actinopteri; Perciformes; Serranidae. The record is from RefSeq and is a predicted model, not a curated record. The transcript has 3 exons. Bases 297 to 911 code for a protein of 204 amino acids. Gene Ontology annotation, biological process: protein refolding; response to heat. Gene Ontology annotation, molecular function: protein folding chaperone.